Molecule: messenger RNA, 1482 nt
Organism: Zalophus californianus (California sea lion)
Lineage: Eukaryota; Metazoa; Chordata; Mammalia; Carnivora; Otariidae
Gene: TMEM191C
Product: transmembrane protein 191C
Exons: 11
Coding region: 120-1019 (299 amino acids)
Source: RefSeq, a predicted model, not a curated record
CGCGUCCGCCGCGGCGCGGUGCCGGCGCUCGGGCCCCCACCCCUGCCGCCCAUUGUGACGCCGGCCGCAGGCCGGAUCCCCGAGGCCCGCAGUGGCGGCGGGACCGAGCCCCUGGAGCAAUGGCCGAGACGCAGGAGCUGCUGCUGCAGCUGCAGAAAGACAACCGCGACGGGCGACUGCGGAAGCAGGAGCUGGAGGAGCUGGUGCGCGGGCUCGAGGCCGAGAGCGAGAGCCUCACCGGGCGCCUGCAGGACCUGCGCGAGCGCGAGCGCAGCCUGCAGCGGAAGCGAAGCCAGGUGGCGCGUAGCCUGCGCGGGGAGGUGAGCGAGGCGGCGCGGGAGCGCGCGGAGCGAGCGCGCGAGCUGCUGGAAGCGGCGGAGCAGCACCGGCAGGACUUGGAGCAACACAACCGGCAGCUGCAGGAGCAGUGGGAAGAGCUGUCGAGUAAGCUCUUCUACUACGGAGGGGAACAACUGAGUCAGCAGCGCGCCGAGCAGCAACUCGGGACCCAACUGAUGGCGUUGCAGAAACAACUAGAGCUGCUGGAGGCCAAGCACGCUAAGCAGGCGGAGAGCCUGCGACAGGGCGCGCAGCGGACGGAGGAGGCCUGGGCCAGCUUUCAGGAGCAGAGCGGAGUCCUGCAGGAGCUGCAGGGAAAGGUGAUGGAGGCGGCUGCUGCGCUGGACGCCUCGCGGGGCGGCCCAGAGCUGUGGGACUCCCGGCCUCGCUGGGUGCAGGUCUGCGCGGGCUCGCUCAUGGAGGAGGUGGCCGAGGCCGACUGUGAGAGGCGGCUUUUCACCGGCACCGGCAGGGCGGGCAUCAGGCUGUGGGCGCUGCGCGCGCUGCAGACGCUGCUGUUGCUCCCGCUCGGCGUCCUGGCGCUACCGCUGCUCUACCUGACGCUCGUGAACCCCUCCGCCCUCCGCCGGGGACUCCCGCACUUUGUCUCGGACGCCGCCUUUCGCCGCCUGCGCUACACGCUGUCCCCGCUGCUCGAGAAGAUUUUAUUUAUUUAUUAGAGAGAGAGAGAGAGAGCAGGAGGGAGAGGAAGAGAGAAUCUGAAGCCGACUCCACGCUGAGUGAAGAGCCCGGGGGAGAGCUCGAUCUAACCACCUAGCUGAAGCUAAGAGUCAGACGCUUAACCUGAGUCACCCAGGCGCCCCUGUUUUGUUUUUUAAAAAAUUUUAAAUAUAAUAGCCAUCUUCAGGAGUGUGAUUUUUUUUUUGCUUUCAAUUUUUAGGGAUUGCAUUAUCUUUUUUUCUUUUAGAUUUUAUUUUAGAGAAAGAGCAUGAACUGGGGGAGGGGCAGGGAAAGGCAGAAGGAGAGGGAGGGACUCUCAAGCAAACUGUGCACUGCCUGAGGAGCCCUGCUGUGGGGCUUGGUCUCAGGACCCUGAGAUCAUGGCCUGAGCCGAAACCAAGUCAGAUGCUCAACUGAGUCACCCACGUGCCCCAGGCAUUGCAUUAUCUUACUUUAUUUGUU